AUGUCCUUUGCGGAACACCCGGAUUUUGUUCUAUUCUCGAACCCUCUCCAGUCCAAGAUGCUUGCUCUCGACGCCUCCAGACCUAAACAAUACUUCCAACCCAUGAUGGAUCCCAACAUGGAAUUACUCCCAUACUCCAUGGACAUGCAGCAGUAUGCGCAGAACAUCGACUUCUCUCGAGUCCCACAUUCGUACUUCGAAACCCCAGCUCUCUAUACCGAAGCCGAGCUGCAAAAACACGCCAACUUCUCCUCGAUGCCCGCCACACCUCCCUCCGUCACAACAUCCUACGCUGCAGAACCACAAAUUCCCACAGGAUCAGCAGCUUCCGGGCCGUCCAUUGCCAGCGCAUCUUCAUCUGCAAUUGGAUCCCCAUACUCUGGACCCGCACAGGUGUUUCAAGAGAACUGGCUCAAUACCAACCAUGGACUCGGGCUGCCGGCGGCCGUGAUGCCUGAUAUUUUCCCCAGUGACUAUAUGGGGAAUGCAGGUGACAUGGAUGGGCUAUACCGGGAGAAGAUUCCGGAUAGUACAUUCGUUGAUCCAUCUCUCAUUCACCAUCAGUCUGUGUCUAGCCACAACCUCAUGCCUAGUAUCUCAUAUCCAGAACAAAACACAUAUUCCACCAUCCCCCCUAAUUAUCUGCCUUACUCCCCGGCCACAUCACCCGUCCCAUACAGCGACAAUGUGGAGCAACAUUCGCCGGGUCUCCACCCAAUUCCGCAGCCUUCCCCUCUGAUGAUGAAUUCGGGUUUCCACUCCCGCCCCCCGUCCGUCUAUGAGCGACGCUCUUCCAUUUCCUCCAUCCAUUCUCGUCGCUCCCAACAGAGCCCCGCUUUGAGCAGUAUCGAAGGCGAUGACGUCAAGGAAAAGGGCCAAUGCCCCUUCGCAGAGUGUGGCCGCGUCUUCAAAGAUUUGAAGGCUCACCUGCUUACUCACCAGUCCGAGCGGCCAGAGAAGUGCCCCAUUGUGAACUGCGAGUAUCACAUUAAGGGCUUUGCCCGCAAAUAUGACAAGAACCGUCAUACCUUGACCCAUUACAAGGGCACCAUGGUCUGCGGUUUCUGCCCCGGAUCUGGCUCUUCGGCCGAGAAGAGUUUCAACCGGGCUGACGUCUUCAAGCGUCAUUUGACCUCCGUCCACGGCGUGGAGCAGACUCCGCCUAAUUGCCGCAAGCGCAGCCCGGGUGCCUCUUCCAAGAAGGGGACCAACUACCCCAGCGAUGCUACUGGCAAAUGUUCGACUUGCUCGGCUACAUUCAGCAACCCCCAGGACUUUUAUGAGCAUCUGGAUGACUGUGUUCUGCGCGUUGUGCAGCAGGAGGAGCCAUCCGAGGCAAUCAACCAGCAACACCUGGCUGAUGUUGCUACCGACGAGGAGGUGAAGAAGACGAUGGAGAAGCAUCAUUUGCAGGACACAGCUGGCUCCAUCGAGCAAUACGAUGAUGAUGAUUCCCACGACGAUAACGACUCUUAUGACCUUUUGAAUUUCCGCACUGGCCGGAAUUCCAAAUCCAAGGGCUCUCGUGCUAUCAUCGGUAACGGCAAUGCCAUUACCAAAAACACUUCCUCCACCGCAUCUGGUAAGGGUCCUCGUGCUGUGGUGACUCGUCGCCGCAACAACCGUGGGAAUUACCCUCAGUCCUGGGGAUGCCCGAAUAGCAGCAUGAAGACCAAGAAGCGUGUGCUGUGCGUCUUCAGCGGCCAGCGUCGCCUGUGGAAGGAUGAGAUGAUGCUGAACAACGAGUUCGAGGUUCGUGUGCCACUUCCAGGUGGCGCGGGUGACGGUACCAACCGUGAUGCCUAUGUCACUGAUCUGGACGUGGAGACCCUAAAGCGUGCCGAGGGUGUCCUCAGCGCCAGCGAAGAGGAGCGUGGUCCUUGGCUUGAUGGCCCAUCUACCCAUCUGAUGGGUCAACCAGCAAGACUUCUCCCUGAUCUAUUCCAACCGGAGGAUGAUCUGUCGAUCAACGAACUCAUGGCUUGA
Molecule: messenger RNA, 1986 nt
Organism: Penicillium longicatenatum
Lineage: Eukaryota; Fungi; Ascomycota; Eurotiomycetes; Eurotiales; Aspergillaceae
Gene: zfpA
Exons: 2
Coding region: 1-1986 (661 amino acids)
Source: RefSeq, a predicted model, not a curated record